AUGACGGAUUCUGGUAGUGAUGAUGAGGUUCAAAACAAAAUAAAUCUGAAAGUGAAGACUACUACGGAAGGCUAUGAUGUUAUGGUGUCGGAAAAAGCUACCGUUUUAAAGGUUAAGGCAGUAUUGUCAGAAAAAAUUAAUCAACCACCUGAAAAACUUUGUCUCAUAUUUUCCGGGAAGAUUCUGAAAGAUCAUGAGACACUCAAUAAACUUUCGAUUAGAGAUGGUAUGGCGAUUCAUCUUGUUAUACGUAAUUCACAGCGGCCCGCUGCAGCUAGCACUGCUUCUGGAACUGGAUCAACUCCAAGUGCAACAUUGGGAGGAAAUCCGAUGGGUGGUGCAUUAGGAAUGGCGCAGCACAUGAUGCAAAACCCGGAUGCAAUACGCGAGAUGACGAACAGCCCAAUAGUUCAAUCAUUGUUGAACAAUCCAGACAUAAUACGGUCACUGAUUGCUGAUAAUCCACAAAUUCAGCAAGUUAUUGAGUCAAAUCCUGAGCUUGGCCAUUUGUUGAAUGAUCCGGAAGUUAUUCGACAAACGAUCGAGAUGGUGAGAAAUCCGAGUAUGUUCCAAGAGUUAAUGCGUAGCCGAGACCAAGCAAUACGGAAUCUUCAGGGUAUUCCGGGUGGACAAGCAGCGUUACAACGUUUAUACCAGGAUGUACAGGAACCACUGUUGAACAGUGCAACAAGUACUUUUGCUAACAAUCCUUUCGCAACUUUAGCAGAUAAUUCCAAUAAUACAGCAUCACGUAGCCAACAUGCAGGUGUUGAAAAUGCCGAAGCAUUGCCAAAUCCUUGGGGUAAUGCUACCAACACAUCUGGUUCCACUCCUGCUAGUACAGGCCUUGGUAAUGGUGCUUCUCAAUCUUCCGCAAAUUUACUGGCUGAACUUGCAAAUACCCUUGGUAUGCCGGAAAAUCCACCAAUGUUAUCUGACUCGAAUGCUUAUACACGACUGCUCAAUAGCGAGGCGUUUACUAAUACUAUGAAUAUGAUUCGACAGAAUCCAUCGUUGUUAUCACAGAUGCUAGCAUCAGGCCCCGCAGUUUCAUCGACUAUGGAGCAGUACAUACGGAAUGCUAUGCCACAUUUUCGAAAUACCAUGCAAAAUCCAGAAAUGUUGCGAACAAUUUCUAAUCCGAGAGUGCUCGAAGCAUUCCAUCAAAUUCACACUGGCAUGGAUACUUUACGUCGUGAAGCUCCACAGCUUCUACCUCCUGGAUUUUUUUCAACCGCUGCAGCAGCGACUACGACGACACCCAGUACAAAUGCUAGUGAUUCAACUACAACUGGCACAGCACAAGGUACGGGAACAACGGCAACAACGACUUCCUCCGCUCCGACUACCGAACAAGCAAUGAUGAUGCUUAAUUUAAUUAGACAAAUGACUGGCGCUACUCUUGGUGGGUCAACACAACCACCAGAAGAGCGUUAUCGUAGUCAGUUAGAGCAAUUGACAAGUAUGGGAUUCAGUAAUCAAGAAGCGAAUAUUCAAGCAUUACUGGCAACGUUUGGUGAUGUAAAUGCCGCUAUCGAUCGACUUCUGAGUGGUGCGGGACAGCAGUGA
Messenger RNA from Brugia malayi, 1569 nucleotides. It is a transcript of the gene Bma-ubql-1, whose product is annotated as Ubiquitin family protein. Gene Ontology annotation, molecular function: polyubiquitin modification-dependent protein binding. Gene Ontology annotation, cellular component: cytosol. The transcript has 15 exons. Gene Ontology annotation, biological process: ubiquitin-dependent protein catabolic process. Bases 1 to 1569 code for a protein of 522 amino acids. NCBI's taxonomy places the organism in Eukaryota, Metazoa, Nematoda, Chromadorea, Rhabditida, Onchocercidae. The record is from RefSeq and is a predicted model, not a curated record.